AUGGCAGCUGCAACCGAACGCGACAUCCAAGCGACCUCCCGCCGAGACUCCUUCACUGGUGUAGCGGCCCGGAGUGUCCCUGUGACUCGAACCCAUCCCCACCCCCUUCCUACUCCUCCCAACUCCAUAUCACCAGCGCUGCCGCCGCACGGGCUCAAGGCCCAGUUGCAGAAGGCGGCCAAGCUGGAGCCGAUCGACUCCGACCUGGACUUGCAUGAUCUCAGCGACGAUUAUGGCUCACCCGCCGCCGCCCACCGCGGAGGCGUCGCUGCCCUUGCUGCUGCGGCAGCUGCGGCAGAGACGACUGCGGACGGCUACGGGUCGCCGCCUUUUGAGUCGACCGAUGCGAUCUCGCCGGCCAUGCUGGCCAAGUUUCACCUGCCCGAGAUUUUGCUGAACCAUGGCCCCCUGGCCAUUCGAUAUAUCAUCGGACACCUUACGGCUUCAGUGCCCGGGUUCUCCUUCAUACCACCAGCAAAGUCUCGGAGAUUGGUCGUCGCGGCGUUGGAAGGACGAGGAAAUGGGGCAGACGGCGGGAUGGGUGGACUGGAGGGCGACGUGGAGUUCCAGAAGGUGAGCUGGGGAGUCUGGGGAGCCAGACGGGUUGGUGGUGGUGCCAGGCAGCUGGCCUGGACACCAGCGGCCCACGGUUCACUCGGUAUCCCCAUCGCCGGCGGAAGUGGAGGUGGGAGUGGAGGAGGCCUCGGUGUGGACCGGCUGCGGCAACACACCGAAGGGUCUGGCGCCCUUUACCGGGAUCCAGACCUUAAAAACAACAACAUCCGGAACAUGAACGUGGCGGAGGACGAGGCCGACAGAAUGUCCAUGGACGACGAUGACGGCCCUGCCUCGGCGUCGUGUUCCGAAGCCCCGGACGAAGACAUGAUGAUGGACGACGACCCAGAAAAUCUCACAGACGACGAAGAUUGGGGCGCCGUUGGAGCUGCUGCCCUUCGUGCAGAAUCCUAUUCCAACUCUGCCGCCGCGGGUCGGUUCGGCAGUCCCGUUUUCAUGUCUUCACGCCCGUACGGCUCUUUCAGCAAAUUUGGCACCGCAGGCAGCAGGCACUUCUCCUUCAGUGCCAGCGCGCGGGCAACCAGCCCCCAAGUACAAAAUGCCCUGGCGGCGACGGGCUUCAGUCCCUUCCAGGGUGCCUCGGACGAACAAGAGCUUGAGGCCAUUGAAGGCCUUCUUCGUCUUGGGUCUGUAUAG
Molecule: messenger RNA, 1212 nt
Organism: Sporothrix brasiliensis 5110
Lineage: Eukaryota; Fungi; Ascomycota; Sordariomycetes; Ophiostomatales; Ophiostomataceae
Exons: 1
Coding region: 1-1212 (403 amino acids)
Biological process (GO): positive regulation of transcription from RNA polymerase II promoter by glucose
Cellular component (GO): nucleus
Molecular function (GO): sequence-specific DNA binding
Source: RefSeq, a predicted model, not a curated record